AUGUCAACUACCUUUCCAGGUCUCGUCCACGAUGCAGAGAUACGUCAUGACGGAUCAAACAGUUACCGUUUGAUGCAGCUUGGAUGCCUGGAGUCUGUGGCCAACUCGACCGUCGCCUAUUCCUCCUCAUCUCCUCUCACUUACUCUACCACGGGCACCGAGUUCGCCUCCCCGUACUUCUCCACUAACCACCAGUACACCCCACUGCACCACCAGUCCUUCCACUACGAGUUCCAACACAGCCACCCGGCAGUCAACCCCGACGCUUACUCCUUGAACUCUCUCCACCACUCCCAGCAAUAUUACCAGCAGAUCCACCAUGGAGAACCCACUGAUUUUAUCAACCUGCACAAUGCGCGGGCACUCAAGUCCUCCUGCUUGGACGAGCAGAGGAGAGAGCUGGGGUGCUUAGAUGCUUACCGCCGCCACGACCUGUCUCUUAUGAGCCAUGGAUCCCAAUAUGGGAUGCAUCCAGAUCAAAGACUCCUGCCAGGACCAAGCCUCGGGCUUGCAGCCUCGGGAGCAGACGAUUUGCAGAGCUCAGUGGAGGCCCAGUGUGGACUUGUACUCAACGGGCAAGGAGGUGUGAUAAGAAGAGGUGGCACCUGUGUUGUCAACCCCACCGACCUGUUCUGCUCCGUUCCUGGUCGCUUGUCUCUGCUCAGCUCCACUUCCAAGUACAAAGUGACCAUUGCAGAGGUGAAGAGGCGCCUUUCACCACCAGAAUGCCUCAAUGCUUCCCUCCUUGGAGGUAUUUUGAGAAGAGCAAAAUCCAAGAACGGAGGACGCUGCUUGCGAGAAAAAUUAGACAGACUUGGACUGAAUUUGCCUGCAGGAAGAAGAAAAGCAGCAAAUGUCACACUUCUGACUUCCCUGGUAGAAGGGGAAGCACUACAUUUGGCCAGAGAUUUCGGCUACACCUGUGAAACAGAGUUCCCUGCCAAGGCAGUAGGAGAGCACAUUGCCAGACAGCACAUGGAACAGAAAGAGCAGACAGCGAGGAAAAAGAUGAUCCUAGCGACAAAACAAAUAUGUAAAGAAUUCCAAGACCUUCUAAGUCAAGACAGAUCACCCCUCGGAUCCUCCAGACCAACUCCAAUAUUAGACCUCGACAUCCAGAGACAUUUAACGCAUUUCAGUUUGAUCACUCAUGGUUUUGGAACUCCUGCAAUAUGUGCUGCCCUAAGCACUUUCCAAACUGUUCUCAGUGAAAUGCUGAACUACUUGGAAAAGCACACAUCGCACAAAAACGGAGGAGCGGCGGAAUCCGGCCAAGGACACGCCAACUCGGAGAAAGCCCCCCUGCGGAAAACUUCAGAGGCUGCUGUGAAAGAGGGCAAAACAGAAAAGACAGACUAGCUACAUCAAACAGAAUCUAUUUCGAGAGAGUCUUGCUGCUGAUAUUUUUUUUAAAUAUAUAUAUCAU
Molecule: messenger RNA, 1426 nt
Organism: Pseudopodoces humilis (Tibetan ground-tit)
Lineage: Eukaryota; Metazoa; Chordata; Aves; Passeriformes; Paridae
Source: RefSeq, a predicted model, not a curated record